AUGAAGACAGAUGAGAAACUAGCCGGUGAAACUACCAUUUUCGGGAUCAGACUAUAUUCGACAAAAGUUACCGGUUUCUACGAGGAGGUCAGUCGCUCUAAACGGUCCACAAUCGAAGUCUCUCCGAAGCGGUUAAUUAGGAAAUUUGGUUCCGUGUGGAACCAAGCUUGGACUGCAGGUUUCCGUGAUGUAUCAGGUUCAUCUAUCACAACCUCUGAUCUUGUGGCUUUGUACCCGUUGAUGAUCGCUAGAAUGGUUGUGGAACCGCACACAGACCGUUCGUAG
Molecule: messenger RNA, 285 nt
Organism: Opisthorchis viverrini
Lineage: Eukaryota; Metazoa; Platyhelminthes; Trematoda; Opisthorchiida; Opisthorchiidae
Exons: 1
Coding region: 1-285 (94 amino acids)
Source: RefSeq, a predicted model, not a curated record